AUGUAUUUUAAGCCUGCUCUCGCUUGGAAAUGCACAAUUAAAAGGCCAUGGGCCCAAGGCAGUGUUGGAGAGCGUGAUACACUAGGGACUCAGCAACAUGCACCGUUACUGCAAAUCGACGUGCCUGCAUCAAAAGACACUUACACCAACGAAAUCUUUGUCGAUACAAAUUCGGUCGAAGGACCAAUUCGAAAAUACCACCUCAAUGGUGUUGCCCAUGUCGGCAGUGGCUUCAAUCGCCAAAAUUUCACAGCCCUUGCUGUAGUCAGAGAGCUCUGGGAAGGUAUGUGUAUGCCAUCCUCGGCACUGAAUUCUCUCACGCUUCUCGACGCAUCCGACUCGCCAGCUCUACGAUCUUCUUACACAAUUGGCAUCUUGGCUCAGAGUUCAAUUGCACUGUCCGCUCUUGCAGCUGCUCAGAUCCAUGCAAUCCGCAACCAAGUCCCAGUUCCUCGGGUUGAAGUUCUACUGAAACAUGCAGUCAUUGAAUGCAAGUCUGAGCGCCUCUAUAGGCUCAAUGGAAAACCCGCUCCGUCUCCAUGGGGCUUAGUAGGUGGCCUCCAUGAGACAUUAGACGGAUCUGUACGGAUCCACGACUCGUUCCCAAACCACGCGGAGGGCGCUUUAGAGCUAUUGGGAUUACCUAAAGACGCAUCACGGCAGCAAGUCUCACAAGAAACCGCAAAAUGGGCAAGUAUUGACCUUGAGUCAGUUGGUAUCUUUGAGAAUCGACUGGCUAUAUACAGUCUCCGCUCUUAUCAACAAUGGGACCUAUUACCGCGAUCCAAGGUGAUCUCCAAUCUCCCAAUUUUACUCAAGAAGCUGGCCAAUGGAUACUCUGGGCUGCCAGCGCAUAUACCGGAAGGUAGCGAUAAGUGUCUUAGGGGCUUACGCGUGAUAGAGAUGAGUCGGGUGAUUGCUGCUCCACUAGCUGGUAAGACUCUAGCAGCCCAUGGUGCCGAUGUGCUAUGGGUAACUUCGCCCAGCCUCCCCGCUCUUCCAACCAUGGAUCGGGAUUUUGAGUUGGUAAAAUCUGCGGAUGUAUUCAUACAGGGGCUUCGUCCCGGAAGCCUAGCCAGUCGUGGUCUAUCUGCAGAGGAAAUUAUCAAGACUAAUCCUGGAAUCAUUAUAGCGAAUAUGUCCGCAUUUGGCCCUACUGGACCGUGGUCCAACAGACGUGGAUUUGACUCACUAGUGCAGACCUGUAAUGGAAUGAAUGUCUCAGAGGCUGCACAUUUCGGAGCAGGAGAGGCUGCGAGACCACUCCCAUGUCAAAUCCUCGAUCACGCCGGCGGGUACCUGCUUGCCACGGGAAUCAUUGCAUCCCUGUAUCGCCAGUCGGGAGAAGGAGUAGCAUGGCAGGUCGAUAUAUCUUUUGCUAGCAUAUUGAAGUAUCUCCGCAGCCUAGGACAGUAUCCAGGAUCAAGUGGGUUUCGGUGCAAUGACUAUGAGUGCGCUGAGGAUGUUAAAGAGUACCUAGAAGCUUAUGAGAGUGGCUUUGGUCUUUUGGAAGCCAUGAGACAUAGUGCAGCAAUAGAAGGAUGCAGUGUGGGGUGGGAGAUAAUGCCAAAACGCUUGGGGAGUGAUGGGCCAAAGUGGCUUCGAUAA
Trichoderma breve is the source of this 1608-nucleotide messenger RNA. Its product is annotated as coA-transferase family III domain-containing protein. The record is from RefSeq and is a predicted model, not a curated record. The coding region runs from base 1 to 1608 and encodes 535 amino acids. Gene Ontology annotation, molecular function: catalytic activity. NCBI's taxonomy places the organism in Eukaryota, Fungi, Ascomycota, Sordariomycetes, Hypocreales, Hypocreaceae. The transcript has 2 exons.